This is a messenger RNA of Aspergillus calidoustus, 969 nucleotides long. The record is from the annotation of a GenBank genome assembly. NCBI's taxonomy places the organism in Eukaryota, Fungi, Ascomycota, Eurotiomycetes, Eurotiales, Aspergillaceae.
AUGUCUGCUAAAGGAGGCGAUGGCAAGAAGCCGGCUUCCCCAGCUGUCAAUCUGAUCGCUGGUGGCGGUGCCGGUAUGAUGGAGGCGCUUGUAUGCCAUCCCCUAGACACAAUCAAAGUCCGCAUGCAGCUUUCGCGACGAUCUACAGCGCCGGGCAUCAAACCCCGCGGCUUCGUCGCUACCGGCGCUGAGAUUGUGAGAAAGGAAACGGCAAUGGGCCUGUACAAAGGUCUCGGUGCCGUCCUGGGUGGUAUCAUCCCCAAGAUGGCCAUCCGUUUCACAUCGUACGAGAGCUACAAGCAGCUGCUCGCGGAUAAGGAAACCGGCGCCGUUACCUCAAAAGCUACUUUCCUCGCUGGUCUCGCCGCAGGUGUCACGGAAGCCGUCGCCGUCGUCAACCCUAUGGAGGUCGUCAAGAUCCGCCUGCAAGCACAACACCACUCCCUCGCCGAUCCCCUCGACGCACCAAAGUACCGCUCUGCUCCCCACGCCCUAUUCACCAUCGUCAAGGAGGAAGGAUUCUCCGUGCUGUACCGUGGUGUCUCCCUAACCGCCCUGCGCCAGGGUACCAACCAGGCCGCCAACUUCACGGCUUACACAGAACUCAAGGCCUUCCUACAACGUAGCCAACCCGAAUACGCAAACAGCCAGCUCCCUUCGUACCAAACCACAGUCAUUGGUCUGAUCUCCGGUGCUGUCGGACCCUUCUCCAACGCACCCAUCGAUACCAUCAAAACGAGACUGCAAAAGACAAGGGCUGAGCCCGGACAGAGCGCUGUGUCAAGGAUAUUGGUCAUUGCCAAGGACAUGUUCAAGCAGGAGGGUGCGCGCGCGUUCUACAAAGGUAUCACUCCCAGAGUCAUGCGUGUUGCACCUGGUCAGGCCGUCACAUUUACCGUGUACGAAUACCUGAAAGGGAAACUUGAGGCCUCAAACUGGGCAUUUGUUGGUGGGAAGUUUGAGGAGUAA